This is a messenger RNA of Pediculus humanus corporis (human body louse), 2433 nucleotides long. RefSeq names its product Sterile alpha and TIR motif-containing protein, putative. Gene Ontology annotation, molecular function: signaling adaptor activity; protein binding; NAD+ nucleosidase activity. The coding region runs from base 10 to 2433 and encodes 807 amino acids. The transcript has 10 exons. NCBI's taxonomy places the organism in Eukaryota, Metazoa, Arthropoda, Insecta, Psocodea, Pediculidae. Gene Ontology annotation, biological process: response to axon injury; signal transduction; negative regulation of MyD88-independent toll-like receptor signaling pathway. The record is from RefSeq and is a predicted model, not a curated record. Gene Ontology annotation, cellular component: dendrite.
GAUCAAAGGAUGCUCACUGUUGAUCAGAUUUCACAAGAAGAAAGUCAAAACAUGACUGCAACAAGUGUGAAAAUGCAAACGGAAGCGUUUAGUAGUGAAAAGGCAAUUUCGCAGCAACAGCAGCGACAAACAGUUACAUCGUCAGGAAUAUUUAAUCAUGAAUCAAAACACGUGGCACAAACUUCACAAUCAAAUUAUAAAAUCACGUCAAAAGGCUCAGUGAUCUCAUCAUCUCAGAUUCAUUCUUUACCAAAUAUGGCAGCCAAACAAACGGAAGAAGAACUUUUAGCUUUAGGAUUUGAAGAUCUCGAAAGGUUAGAUUCUAGAUCUAGUACGGAAAAGGUUGAAUCUGCAAUUAGAAAAUAUUCGAGUCUUCUUCACGGUUUCGUACAAAUUCUUAGAGCUAAUAAUGGUUCGUUAGGAAAAACACCUAAGAUUUUAAAUCGUAUAAAUCAAAUGAUACGAAAAGCAUGGGAAGUACCCACACACGGACACGAAUUAGGGUAUUCUCUCUGCGAUGCCCUUAGAAAAUGUGGCGGAUUAGAUAUAAUUAUGUUUCAUUGCGUUGCCGCCGAUAAGGAUUUACAAUUUUCAAGUGCUAGGUUAUUGGAACAAUGUCUUACGACGGAAAAUCGUGCACACGUUGUAGAAAACGGUUUGGAAAAGGUAGUAAAAGUUGCUUGCGUUUGUACAAAAAAUGUAAAUAACGAACAUUGUAGAGUAGGAACGGGUAUUUUAGAACAUCUUUUUAAGCAUAGCGAAGGAACUUGUAGCGAUGUUAUCCGAUUGGGUGGAUUGGAUGCCGUUUUGUUUGAAUGUCGAAAAAACGACGUGGAAACUUUGAGGCAUUGUGCGAGUGCCUUAGCUAACCUUUCACUUUACGGUGGAGCAGAAAAUCAAGAAGCCAUGAUCAAAAGAAAGGUUCCCAUGUGGCUGUUUCCUCUCGCUUUUCACAACGACGAUAACAUAAAAUAUUACGCGUGUUUGGCAAUAGCCGUACUCGUGGCUAAUAAAGAAAUAGAAGCGGCUGUGUUAAAAUCUGGUACUUUAGACUUGGUAGAACCCUUCGUGACAUCUCAUAAUCCCAGCGAAUUUGCAAAAUCGAAUUUGGCACACGCUCACGGUCAGAGCAAACACUGGCUACAAAGACUAGUUCCGGUACUCAGUUCGAAAAGAGAAGAAGCGAGAAAUUUAGCAGCUUUUCAUUUUUGCAUGGAAGCCGGUAUAAAACAACAGCAAGGAAACACGGAAAUAUUCGAAGAAAUAGGCGCGAUAGAACCUUUGAAAAAAUGUGCGAGUUGUCCCAACGCGGUGGCAUCGAAAUACGCAGCACAAGCCCUGAGAUUGAUCGGAGAAGAAGUGCCUCAUAAACUAAGUCAACAAGUGCCUUUAUGGUCGACCGAAGACGUGCGAGAAUGGGUCAAACAAAUAGGAUUUGCCGAAUAUGCAUCUAAUUUUGCCGAAAGUAGAGUCGAUGGAGAUUUAUUACUUCAACUCACGGAAAAUAAUUUAAGAGACGACAUCGGAAUAGCUAACGGAAUAAGAAGAAAACGGUUUACGAGAGAAUUACAAAAUUUAAAAAAAAUGGCGGAUUACAGUAGUAAAGACACGACGAAUUUAAAUUCGUUUUUACAAACCAUCGGACCCGAAUUUCCAAUAUACACAUAUUCCAUGCUUAACGCGGGAGUCGACAGAGAUUCGUUGAGAAAUUUAAAAGAAGAACAAUUGACUCAGGAAUGCGGUAUUGCAAACAGCAUUCAUAGGUUAAGAAUAUUAGAUACCAUAAAAGUACUCGAAGAUAACAUAGUGAAUUCGAGCGAGGAAAAUCUCGAUAAAUCUUUAGACGUAUUCGUCAGUUAUAGAAGAUCGAACGGCUCGCAAUUAGCUAGUCUAUUAAAGGUUCAUUUAGAAUUACGAGGUUUCACGGUAUUCAUUGACGUGGAAAGGCUCGAAGCUGGAAAAUUCGAUAAUAAUUUAUUACAAAGCAUUCGUCAAGCUAAAUUUUUCCUUUUGGUUUUAACUCCUAAAGCUUUGGAAAGGUGCAUAGCGGAUGUCGAUUGUAAAGACUGGGUUCACAGGGAAAUAGUUGCUGCUCUUCAAUCGCAGUGCAAUAUAAUACCGAUAAUAGAUAAUUUUCAAUGGCCGGAUCCGGAAGAAUUACCGGAAGAUAUGAGAGCCGUAUGUCAUUUUAACGGUGUGAGAUGGAUUCACGAUUAUCAAGAUGCUUGCGUUGAUAAAUUGGAAAGAUUUAUGAAAGGAGAAUCCAUGGUGAAUCAAGGAAGAAUGGGUAUUGGAAAGGGCGACGUGACACCGAGCACGCCGAGCACGAUAAGUAGGCAACCACCCAAUUAUCAAAGAAUGCUUAGCAAUGAUAGUAACGGUAAAGGAAGCGACAAAGAAACGGGAGGGAAUUCAGGGGGAUCGAAAGAAUGA